AUGGCCAGACAACGUACUCCAGCAAUUAUUAUUGACAACGGAUCUGACUUUAUGAAAGCUGGGUUCAGUGGAGAAAAUCAUCUUCCUACUGUGCCGAUCCCAUGUCGUGAUGACGUUCUGCUAGACGAUUUUGUUGUAGACAAAGUUCAGGAAGGAAAACUUCCUAACGUAAAUCUCGAGGCUCUGAAAGAGAUGUGGAAAGACUCAAUAUAUAGACUGAAAGCUGAUCCAACUGAGCACAUCUUUGUACUCACUGAAAAUCGAUUGUUUACGGAAAAAGACGAAUACUAUAUAGCAGAAAUAAUGUCGGAAGAAUUCCAAGCAGAAGGACUGUCCAUCAUCAACGAAUCUUCUCUCUCAAUGAUUUGGUAUGGCAAAUGGACUGGUGUCUAUAUAGACUGCGGUGAAUUGAUGACUUCUGUUGUCGUCUUUCAUGACGGCCGACUUUUUAGUGACAAUUUUCUCAAUUUUGGUGGUCGGGAUGUUACUCUAGAGCUUUUAUCAAGCUUACAGCAAAACCGAUACCAACAGUUAGACUCACAAAAUCUUGACCAUCUUAAGGAAAUCGGAAAAAUCAAACACGAGUACGGAUGGACGAGCACUGACUAUGACAGAGAGAUGCAUCUUGCAUACAAGACUGAGCCAAUCUCAGUGCUCUGCCAACUAGAACCACAACAGUUCACACAAUAG
Messenger RNA from Corticium candelabrum, 690 nucleotides. RefSeq lists its product as uncharacterized. The record is from RefSeq and is a predicted model, not a curated record. NCBI's taxonomy places the organism in Eukaryota, Metazoa, Porifera, Homoscleromorpha, Homosclerophorida, Plakinidae. The transcript has 3 exons. The coding region runs from base 1 to 690 and encodes 229 amino acids.